Messenger RNA from Rhagoletis pomonella (apple maggot), 713 nucleotides. RefSeq names its product testis-specific gene A8 protein-like. Lineage: Eukaryota; Metazoa; Arthropoda; Insecta; Diptera; Tephritidae. The transcript has 3 exons. Bases 324 to 641 code for a protein of 105 amino acids. The record is from RefSeq and is a predicted model, not a curated record.
GUCUUAAUAUAGCUUAGUUUUUGUUUGUGUAUCGAUGAAUUUUGCAUAAUAAAUUCCUUAUACUCAGCAUAUCUAUGUUGUGAUUUUCUCAUCUUCGAAGGAAGCCUUUCUACGUUAACCUGUUACGCAUAUCAAAAACGUUUAUGCUCACCAGCAUACAAAGUGCAAUUCCGCACACGUUUCAAUGGCAAUGUGCGGAACUGAAUUAUGCAACUUCUACCAAUUUUGGAGGGUAUAUAAGCACUGCGCGUUAACUGACGAUGACAUUACCAAAAUUCACAUUGUUCUCUAAACGCUUCACUUAGCAACCAAACAACACAAAAAUGGCCAAAUUUAUCAUUGUCCUGUGCGCUUUCAUUGCCUGCGCUGCCGCCAAGCCACAACUAUUUGCGGCCCCAUUGGCUGCUGCUCCUGUUGUUGCCUCUUAUCCAGCCGCCUACGCUGCUGCGCCUAUCGCCUAUGCUAAUGCACAUUUGGAUGCCGCUUACUCCAGCAGUUCGGUUGAUGUGAGACAAAACUAUGGCGCUGCUUUUGUGCCCGCUAGCUAUGCCGCUCCUGCUGUCUACUCCGCCCCAGUUGCACCUGUCGCUGCAGUAGCUCCAUUGAAGUACACCGCUGCUGCUGCUCCGGUUUUGUUGUAAAUUAAAAAGUACCACAAAAACUUGGUUUCAGAAUGAGAUCUUCAUUUUGUGUUUGGAUAAUUAAAUAGACUC